UCUACUGUGCUGCUCUGUUUCUACAAUGCAUGUGCCUCUUCUAAUCCUGUAGCUUGUGCCAGGCAGGAAUUACGCUGGCUGCUUGCCAUUAUUGCUGUUGUUUCCUCUAUGAAUAAAACUUGUUCAUGAAUGGACUAAUGUUUUAGAUCUAGCCGCCUGUAACACUGGGAGAGGAUUAUAAUAAGACUUUUAAAAGUUUACAGGGCCGACUGCCAUUGUAAACAGGUGAUAUCUGUGUUUAUUAUAUCAUUCAUGUCUAUUGUAUGUAAUUAGUUACAAAAUAUUUGUAUUUGUUAUUAGUUACACUAAUUAAUUGUUUAACACCCUAUAAAGAGCUUAUUUAUUAUGAGCGAUGAAUGAUAUGAAUGAUUUAUUAACAGUUUAUGAAUGAAUUACCGAUAUCAAGGUUUUGUGGCCUUCACCCCAUUUGCGGGCGGAAUAGAUCAAACUCAGUGGAGACUUAUAGACAUUUGACAGCUGCGCAGGUUCACACCCAUGGUGUGGAGACUUCACAGUCAUUUCCCAAUGCUGUGUACUCUGAUUCACCAAAGUAUCAUUUUUAGUAUCAUCUCCCCCUAUACAGUCACUCUGUGAACUUUCGUAUGCUAUUCUUUUUCACAAUCCGACGACAUCGGCCAGGUGAACUUUGACCUCUUUCUAAUACAUCUGGGCAGAUGGCCCUGUGUUCCACCGACAUCGAUGCUCUCAAGCUUCGGUUGAGCAUUGCACAGUGUAUGAUGGGUGAAAUCUGCCUACCAUUCAGGGAAACACAUUUGACAUGUUUAGUUGAGUGGAAUACAUCCUCGCCUAUAGUUUAAACGUACAAUGACUCACUAUGUACAACAGUAAUAAAUCCAAAGGUGUGUAUGAUGCAAUCAAUUUAAUCAGUCAGUCAACCUUUAAUCUGAUGAUGUAAAUGUGGCGGCUGGCAACACACACAACUACUAAUAAAUGACUUAAUACUAGGGAAAUGACAGUCUACUACAACAACAUUGAAGUCAACACGUGACGGCUGUAAUGGAAACACGACAGCUAUGUCCGAGGAGGUAUCUGGGUCAGGAAAACGUUCCGUGAAUCCCAUGGAUCUGAAUGCACAUCACUUAAACCCUGAGGUGUGACUGGGGGAAGGGAGUCUGAAGGGAAGGACGGUUUCAUUUCCCUUGCAGGGUUCUUCCAUGGCGACGUCUACCCCCUUCCUGCUCCUGGUGCUCCACCUGUGCAGCGGAUCCCUGGGCCAGCCUCCGGAAGACCUCACCAUCAGCACGCUGAACGGGAAGGUGCGAGGGACCCGUCUGUCCGUCCUGGGACACGACGUGAGGGCGUUCCUGGGCGUUCCCUAUGCUAAACCGCCACUCGGGGAGCUCCGGUUCCGAGCCCCCAAGCCCGCAGGGAAAUGGGAAGGGGUGAAAAACGCAGCCAAUUUCUCGAAUACCUGCUAUCAGCUGCCGGAUACACUCUUUCCAGAGUUUAGUGGGGCAGAGAUGUGGAACCCCAAUACACCAGUGAGUGAGGAUUGUCUCUAUCUCAAUGUCUGGACCCCACAUCUCAAAGGCAAAUCACAAACAUUGCCUGUGCUGGUGUGGAUCUAUGGAGGCGGGUUCACCUCAGGGACUUCCUCCUUGGCCCUGUACGAUGGACGCUUCCUGAGCCAAUCAGAAAACGUGGUGGUGGUGUCAAUGAACUAUAGGCUCGGGGCGCUGGGCUUCCUUUCGCUUCCUGAAAACGAUAAUAUCCGUGGCAACGCAGGCUUACUGGACCAGCAGCUAGCUCUCCGCUGGGUCGCAGAUAACAUUGCAUUUUUUGGAGGUGACUCCUCAAAGGUGACUCUGUUCGGGGAGAGUGCCGGAGCAGCGUCGGUAGGCUUCCACCUCCUGGCCCCCAGCAGCCACGGUCUGUUCCACCGGGCCAUCCUCCAGAGCGGCGUCCCCACCGCGCCCUGGGCCAGCCUCAGCCAGCGAGAGACUUGGAAGAGGAGCUUGAGCCUGGCGUCUCUCCUGGGCUGUCCCCGGUCCCCUGCUGCUGAUCUGGAGCGCUGUCUCCAGAGAGUCGACCUUGUGGACAUAGUGACCGAGCAGUUCCAGGUGUUGACUGAGGCCUCCAUCCUCGGGUUUCCCUUCGCACCGUCCGCCGAUGGGCUUUUCCUACCUGACGAACCAGAGGUGUUGCUCAAGACUGGCAACUUCAAGAAGAUUGAGGUGCUUUUCGGUCUGAACCAGAAUGAAGGGACGUACUUUCUAGUCUACGGCAUGCCUGGCUAUAGUCUCGCUGGCGAGAGCCCCAUCAGUAGGAAGUUGUUUAUUGAAGGCAUACCACUCGCACUACCAGGAACCAACAACGUCACAAAAGAGGCAGUCAUUUUCCAGUACACCAGCUGGAGUGAGGUGGACAAUGAGGUGAAGAACAGAGAUGCCAUGGGUGACCUGUUAGGACAUCAGUUCUUCAGUUGUCCCACAUUAGAGUUUGCACGCAGGUAUUCCGAGCACGGAGGAAAAGCAUUUUUCUAUCUGUUUGAUCACCGCUCAUCUGCCAACCCCUGGCCAGCAUGGAUGGGUGUGAUGCAUGGCUACGAGAUAGAGUUUGUCUUUGGGAUGCCGUUGAAUGCCUCUCUUAAAUACACAGAGAGGGAAGUAAACAUGAGCAGGAGCAUCAUGAAGCAGUGGGCCAACUUCGCCCGGACAGGAAAUCCAAGCAACAGCGGAGUUCCAUGGCCCCUAUUUCAGGCAGAAAGCCAGUUCUAUCUGACUCUGAACACCAACCAGCCUCUACAAAGGAGCAAGAUGAUCGCUCAACAGUGUCAAUUUUGGACCAAUUUAGUACCAAAGAUCCAAGGAGUGUCAGAAGCUCUCGACUCUUGCAUGGAAUCGUCUGGGACUCUGGGCAGCAGCUGUAACUUCCUCAUCGUUGGGAUGAUGCUCCUUACAUUCUCCUUGCGGAUUGCGUAAACAGCGAAUUCACCAGCAAACAGCUAGCUGAUGCCCCUUCAAAGAAUUAUGGUAAUAAAGUCAAAUCAUAAGUGUAUUAUUUUUCUAAAAUAUUUUUAAAAUGAUAGCAAGGACUGC
Messenger RNA from Gadus morhua (Atlantic cod), 3059 nucleotides. Its product is annotated as cholinesterase. NCBI's taxonomy places the organism in Eukaryota, Metazoa, Chordata, Actinopteri, Gadiformes, Gadidae. The coding region runs from base 1176 to 2942 and encodes 588 amino acids. The transcript has 9 exons. Gene Ontology annotation, molecular function: acetylcholinesterase activity. Gene Ontology annotation, cellular component: plasma membrane. Gene Ontology annotation, biological process: acetylcholine catabolic process; choline metabolic process. The record is from RefSeq and is a predicted model, not a curated record.